AUUCACCAUCGGAAUGAGUACCAGGAAAACUUUGUAUAAUCCAGAGAAUUCAAAGGACUUGGAGGACCUGAUGAACUACUUCCACAGCGUGGACUCAGACGAUGAAGCUCAUGAGCAGUUUCAAAGUGCAGAGAGCUUAGAAGUCGCGUUAGUUCCUCCCGACGAUGCCAUGGACAGCGACCAAGAUGAUGCUCACAGUGAUGACGAUAUGGUACCUAGUAUCAGAGAUCUGGGAAAGGGUAUUCUCUCUCAGAAAGUAGAUGUUUUUGCUGUUAACAAGAAUAAAGAGAAAUCUCCAAUCAAAACUGGAAUUCAGUCUCCUCUACAAAUCCGACCAAGUGACCAGAACUGGGAAGAGAGUGAUGAUGAAACCCUGGCUGAUAAGCAGAAAAGACUGAAAAUUCAAAUUCCUUCUGUCAGAAAAAGUACACAAAAAGUCAAUAGAGCAUGGCAAGAAAUAACCCUUGAACCACGAGAACAGCGAAUUGAGUUACUAAAGGAAAAUACUCCCUGUAUUCUUACCGAUAUAUUAGAGAGAAAUAUGGCGCCGAUCGAUUUGUUCAAAGUUUUUUUUAGUGAAGACAUAAUCACCACAAUGUGUAUAGAAACAAAAAGAUAUGCCGACCAGAAGGGAUUUCAUGGAGACAAAAUAGAAGGCAAAUCACUUGGCUCAAGUGUAACUGAGAAACUGUGCCUAAAUUUUUUAGAACAAAAUAGUACCAUUUUCCUAGAUAACUAUUUUACCUCUAUUCCUCUAUUAGAAACCCUAACAGCUAAUAAACUAUACUGUGUGGGUACGGUAAGAUCAGAUCGAGUAGAGAAAGCUCCUCUCAAAGAUUUAAAAAAGGAUAAUAGGGGUAGUCACUACACAAUUCAUGACUCAACAUCCAACAUAACAUUGACACGUUGGCAUGACAAUAGUCAAGUUACUGUUAUAUCAAAUGUACAAGACAAAACCCUUUACCAGACGAAAGGCUCGUGUAAACGAUGGUCGAAGAAGGACAAAUCUGCUAUCCAAGUUGAUCAACCGUCUCUAGUACAUUUAUAUACAUUUAUAUAA
Molecule: messenger RNA, 1060 nt
Organism: Acanthoscelides obtectus
Lineage: Eukaryota; Metazoa; Arthropoda; Insecta; Coleoptera; Chrysomelidae
Source: the annotation of a GenBank genome assembly